UGCUGUGGAGACAAAAUGGCGGCGGGCGGCCGUUGGGCCGGGGAUUACAGAAAAGCGUGGUACUGGUACAGUCUUUUUGGUGGAAGAAUCUAAAUAAGCACGUUUUGAACGCUUGGACAGACAUUCAAAAGCAAAAAUGCGACCAAUGCGUAUUUUUGUGAACGACGACCGCCACGUGAUGGCCAAACAUUCGGCCGUUUACCCGACGCAGGAGGAGCUGGAGGCGGUUCAGAACAUGGUGUCCCACACGGAGCGAGCGCUCAAAGCUGUGUCCGACUGGAUCGACGAGCAAGAAAAAGUCAGCGGGGAGCAGCCAGAAACAGAGUCCAUGGAGACGGCAGCCGAAGAGGAAAACAAGGAAGGAGGGGAUCAGAAGGCCACGGAGCAGUUGACUAGGACCCUGCGUGGAGUGAUGCGUGUAGGGCUUGUAGCGAAAGGCCUGUUACUGAAGGGGGACUUGGAUCUUGAGCUAGUUCUUUUGUGCAAAGAUAAACCCACCACAGAUCUCCUGGAGAAAGUAGCUGACAAUCUUGGAGUACAGCUUGCUGCUAUUACCGAAGACAAAUAUGAAAUAAUCCAGUCGGUUGGUGAUGCUGCAAUUGUAAUUAAGAACACAAAAGAGCCGCCGUUGACACUGACCAUCCACUUGACAUCACCUGUAGUCAGAGAAGAAAUGGAAAAACAGUUAGCUGGAGAAACGCUAUCAGUCAACGACUCCCCGGACGUUCUGGACAGGCAGAAAUGCCUUGCUGCCUUGGCGUCACUGCGACACGCCAAGUGGUUCCAGGCCAGGGCUAACGGGCUGAAGUCCUGCGUCAUAGUGAUACGAGUGCUGCGAGAUCUGUGUACUCGGGUUCCUACUUGGGCACCACUGAGAGGAUGGCCUCUAGAGCUGCUGUGUGAGAAAUCUAUUGGAACUGCUAACAGACCCAUGGGCGCUGGCGAGGCUCUGAGGAGAGUUCUUGAAUGCCUCGCCUCGGGAAUCGUUAUGCCAG
This is a messenger RNA of Gymnogyps californianus (California condor), 995 nucleotides long. RefSeq names its product interleukin enhancer binding factor 3 (gene ILF3). Gene Ontology annotation, cellular component: precatalytic spliceosome. Lineage: Eukaryota; Metazoa; Chordata; Aves; Accipitriformes; Cathartidae. The record is from RefSeq and is a predicted model, not a curated record. Gene Ontology annotation, molecular function: single-stranded RNA binding; double-stranded RNA binding. The transcript is spliced from 8 exons. The annotation marks the transcript as partial.